GGUGUGCCAUCAGCAAAACAACAGUUCUAACGGCCGUUAAGAAGACCCCGGGCAUGGCUGGGGCUCCGUACGGUCUGGGGUCCUGCAGAAUGGAGGCCAAUGUCCCCGCGUGGCCCCCAGUGGGUGGGUGCGACUCCUGGGCCCCCUGCACAGCGAGCGGCCAGCAGGGGCGGGUUGCUGCUCUGGCCCCCAUCUGGGAGCGCAAGAGCCCUGUGGGCGGGGCCUCUGCACGCCCCUCCCCCUCCCCUUGGAACCAACUGCCGCUGCAGGGCUGGAGCCCCCGUUGCUGCCAGCAGUGGGGGUGGAGAGGACCCUCCUUCACGGGAAAACAGGUCCAGAGUCCUCGCCUUGCACCUCCCUCAAGCCCCCUCCUUCCCCCGCAAAGUCUGGGGACGUGUCCGAUGGUUCUUUGUUACGCGACUGUGAAAUAAUUUGCCCUGUUUGGGGCCACGUGGAGGGCUUCUUCCACCCCCCCUCAGGAAUUGGGGGCUCUUCAAGCAUCGCUAGCAGGGCCUCCCCCUCCCCUUGGAAAAGCCUCCUGCUGAUGAUUUGAGACACCCGCUGUGUUGAGGGGAGAGAGACCGGGGCCUUGCCCCCUUUCGCUGUUCCCCCAGGGGGGGCGGGCUAUUUCCCCUAGGCCAGCUGCCCCCCCAUUUUCUGCCCUGAGAAGCACCAGGCGGGCCCCUUUGCUCCACCAGCAGCUCGCCUUCUGCAAUUUCAGCCCGGGCAGCUCUCUGUAGGACUCGGGGCUGUGAUGGCAGAACUGUGCCCGCAGCUGGGGCCGGAGCAGGAGGAGAACAUCUACCACUGGCUGCCCUCUGAGGAGGAAGCGCCCGGCAGGCCGCCGCUCAGGUAUAUCUCCACUUUCCGCUCAUCCAUCAAACGUGAAAUGCAGGAACAGAGGAAAGCUCCGUGCCAAACGAUGGGAAUACCGAAGCUCGAAGUCCCCACCCCGAAAGAGUAUCUCCGGAAACGUUCAAAGGAGCCCAAGGUCCCCAAAUGCACGCAAGACCGUGGCCGGAAGCAGACGCGCAAGCCGCAGGUGCCCCGGCAGUCCGACCGGCCCAUCAUGGGCAUCCAGAGCAAGAAGAACUUCAUCACGACCAACGUGGCGGGGGCCAUCAUGGCGGUGGCCAAGAAGCCCCUGCGCGCUUGUGUCGACCGGUGCAAGGGAGACACAUUCCUCCUUGACCAGUCGGGGCUGGUCCAGAGGUUCCUCAAGAAGAAGGACUUUGGGGUUACCCCGAAAUACCUCAAAAAGCGGAAGAAGGAAGCCAGGCAGGUGCAGAAACUGAGCGUGUCUGGCCAGCAGGACGGCCUCCAGCAGAAGGGCCUGACUCGCCUGGCCACCCGGGACCGGGAGAACGUCUUGGCGGGUCUCAAGGAAAAUUGGGAAGAAAUCAACAAAGAAUUCCAAAGUCUUUCUGUAGUGAUAGAUACGGUUCCCAAGAAACUUCGCAAAGAGAAACUGGAGACGGAGAUGAAGCAGCUGGAGCACGAUAUCAGCACUCUUGAGAAGCACAAGUUUGUCUACAUUGCAAGUGCCUAGGGAAGGGCCAGGGCCGGGCGAAAGGAGCCCUUCCGGGGCCCACUGGGGCCGGCGGAAGGGGCCAGCUCUGCUCCUGGGUCUUCCGCCGACCGCAGUGACCUUGAAAGGGCUCAGCUCCCAGCGGACGGCCCGUCCGGUUCUGCUCCUUCCCGUUGAUCUACGUCCAUUCCCUGCAGCCGGGCUGGGGACGCCGUUGCCCGGCAGACACGGCUGGGCGCCGAUGGGCCUGAGUCAGCUGGGGAGCGGCAGCCCUUCUGUUCACCCUCAGGGGAAAGAGUAAUUUCUAAGAAGUUGCCAUAGUUUUAA
Python bivittatus (Burmese python) is the source of this 1855-nucleotide messenger RNA. RefSeq names its product enkurin-like. NCBI's taxonomy places the organism in Eukaryota, Metazoa, Chordata, Lepidosauria, Squamata, Pythonidae. The record is from RefSeq and is a predicted model, not a curated record. Gene Ontology annotation, molecular function: calmodulin binding. Gene Ontology annotation, cellular component: axonemal microtubule; acrosomal vesicle.